Molecule: messenger RNA, 3318 nt
Organism: Plasmodium fragile
Lineage: Eukaryota; Apicomplexa; Aconoidasida; Haemosporida; Plasmodiidae
Exons: 1
Coding region: 1-3318 (1105 amino acids)
Biological process (GO): negative regulation of DNA recombination; telomeric loop disassembly; regulation of double-strand break repair via homologous recombination
Cellular component (GO): nucleus
Molecular function (GO): ATP binding; DNA polymerase binding; DNA binding
Source: RefSeq, a predicted model, not a curated record
AUGGAGGGUAAAAUCCAAAAGAAGUACAAAGUGGUGAAGAACGAAGAUGUGAACCAUCGGUAUACUAUCAACGACGUAGAGGUGUACUUCCCCUACGAGCUGUACGACUGCCAGUACAAUUACAUGUUGAGCGUUUUGAAUGCAUUGAAGAAGAAGGAAAAUGCCAUUUUGGAGUCCCCAACUGGGACGGGCAAGACGCUAUGUCUGCUUUGCGCGAGUAUUAGUUACCUGGUGGACGUGAUGGAGAAGAAGGGAGCUUUCACGGAAAAUAUAAACAUCACGGAAAAUAAAAAAAACAUAUCAUUUGAUUUUAAGGAAAGUGAGAAUAGUAAAGGUAGCCCAACGAAAGCUCCUCCUCCAAAUGAGUUCCCCAAAAUAAUUUACGCAUCUAGAACCCACAGUCAAUUGAAGCAAGUUAUAAAGGAGUUAAGAAAUGUGUAUUUUAUUAAGAACAAUGAAAAGUACAAACUUAUGACAACCAUAUUGGGUUCCAGAGAUCAGCUAUGUGUUCAUAACAUUAAUUACAAUUAUAAAGGAACCAUGUUGAAUAAUAUGUGUAAGAGGGCGAGGAAAAAUGGAGAGUGUAUGUACCACAAUGGAGUGAAGCACAUAUACAAACUAAAACAUUUAUUUACUAUCCCUAUGGAUGUCGAAACACUUUGUGAGAUAGGAAAAGGGAACUCGGUAGGGCAAAAUGUCCUUUUUUGCCCAUUUUACGCUACGAGGGAAAUUCAAAAUGAAUGUCACGUAAUUCUACUUCCAUAUAACUAUCUCUUCGAAGAGAGCACAAGGAAAAUUCUCAAGCUGCACUUGGAACAUUGUAUCAUUAUAAUUGACGAAGGGCACAAUAUAGAAACUGUUGCGGAGGAAGCGGUGUCCUUCAAAAUUAAAGACUCCGACUUGAAUCUCUUUCUGGAGGGCAUCAAGGCUACGCUAACUGUGUUAGACAAAGUGAAGGAUGUUGAUAAGGAAAUGAAAGAAAGAAUCAAUGUGGACGAAUUGUUCAUACUGAAUAGGAGUAUCACAGCGUUGAUCUCCUGGCUGGAGAGUGAAAGGUUAGAAGAAAAUAAAAAAAAUAAAAUUAAAGAAAAGCAUAAGACAUAUGAAGGGAAACAAAUUUUUGAUAUUUUUCAAAAAAACAAUAUAAACAUAACAAAGGAUAAUUUUGAUAAGUUUCGAAAUUUGCUUUCAGCCAUGGUGGAGUUACUGAAUAGAUAUAUCAACGACUAUAAGAUAACCCAUAUGGACGUGAAAAAUAUUAACAGGUACAUCGCUACGAUUGAUAAUAUUCGCAAAUCCUUCAGCAUUCUCUUUAGCGAUAUAGUAAGAAAUUGCAUUGAAUAUUUUCAAUUGUACAUUAAUGAAGAAAAAGUGGCUUAUUCUGAAUGUAGUGAUGUGAGCAAAGUAUAUGAUAACAUGAAAAAAUUUACCAUGAAUAAAACAAAAAUUGUUUACGAUAAGUAUAAUUAUACCAUGAGCAAGAAUAUAUCACUUUUGUGCUUUUCUGCCACUGCAAGUUUAUUAGGAAUUAUAAAAGAAAAAGUCAAUUCGCUAAUUGUAACGUCUGGGACACUGUCCCCAAUUGAACCAUUUUCCAAACAACUUAGUGGGAAUUAUUUUUCCUUCAAACAUAUCCUUGAAAAUGACCAUGUGAUAAAAUCUCAUCAGCUAUUCGUUGGGUGCAUGACGCAUUAUAAUAAUCAAAUUUUACUCUCUACAUAUGAAAACAGGAGCAAUGAAAAUUAUAUGAAAGCGUUGGGGAAUUGUAUUUUCGAUCUUAUUAUUUGUAUCCCAUAUGGUGUGUUAAUUUUUUUUUCCUCGUACAGUUCUAUGACUGAAACGGUAAAUGCUUGGAAAAAAUUUAAAAUUUUCGAAAAAAUAAAUUCUUACAAAACCAUUUUUGUGGAACCAAAUAAAGCAGCAGAAUUGAAAGACGUCCUACAUCAGUAUGAAAAUCUUAUCAAGAAGAAAAGGAAGGGAGCUAUUCUUAUGGGCGUUUGUAGAGGGAAAAUUUCGGAAGGUAUAGACUUCAAGGAUGACUGUUGUAGGGGAGUCAUUAUUUGUGGUUUGCCAUAUGGAAAUGUGUAUGACACUAAAAUUAUUUUCAAGAAGGAAUUUCUCGACCAUUUUAAGUACGAAUCUGCUGGAAAUGAUAUGCUGGGUGGGGAUAGUGGAGCGGGUGCUCUAUCAAACAACACUACAUUAUCAAACAGUUCCAAGGGGAACAAAUGGUACAAUGAAGAAGCAAUGAGAUCGAUCAACCAGUCGAUAGGAAGAGUCAUUAGACACAAAAAUGACUAUGGGUCUAUUUUCUUUUUGGAUUCCAGAUUUUCCAACAACCAGAGGAUAAAGGAAAUCUCCAAAUGGGUCAGGACUCACUUCCGUAUAUAUAGAGACAUCGAACAGAUUCAGAGUGAUAUAGACAAAUUUUUUGAGCUCUUUAAGGGGAUACAACAGAACAAUCUGGAGGCAAGCGCCAGUGCAAGUGCGGGGGAAAAUACCAAGGGGGAAUGGAAUAGCAGCAGCACUACGGAAAAUACACGUAGUCAUAUGGAAAAAAUCGGAAAGAAUUUUCAAGACUGUUAUAUUAAGAGUAGUAACAAUAAGAGUAGUAGGAACAAGCAUUCCAUGGCACAGAACAAAUUUGUCUUCAAUCCUAGUAAGAAGAUGAAAAACCAACCCAAAAUACUUAGCAUGAUACAGAAUAUCACCAAAGGGAAAAAACAGGAGAAGAGUAUUUUGAUCGAUGAUAACAAAGAUCUGAAUAUUUUUAAAAGUGGUGAUGAGGUGAGUACAGAGCAGCCUGGUGGAGCUAAGCUCUCCAGCACCAAGUUGGACAAUGCCAAGUCCCUCAUAUCAUCCUUUAGGGAAAUUUUAUCGAAGGACAUCUACGAUCAGGUUUUCAAUCUCAUCAAGGAUACCAAGAUGAAGAGCAGCGAGAAUAAGUACGAGUUGAUGAUUAGCAAAAUUUUGGAGCUGGUCGUUCAGAAUUUUGUUCAGGAGAGAAGGGAAGCCUCAGGUGCGGGAAAAGAUGCAAAUGGAUGCCCUAAGAAGGGCGAAGAUGACAAGGAUGACUCUCUCAAUGAUACAUAUGUCCAAUCAAGUGCAACACAACCCUUCAACGAUGUAAUGACCCCGCGUCAGUUGAAGAUGGUGUGGGAAAUGUUGGUUAACCUCAUUAACAAUUUCUUGCCAGUUCAAGAAAAAGAAAAAUGUUUUUUAGUACUUCAGAAGAAGUUUAAGGAGAGGGCCACGGACUUUGACGAGUUGGACAAGUAUGUGUACAAUUAUAGGCUGGAAAAAAUUGAGAUUAUUUAG